This is a messenger RNA of Loxodonta africana (African savanna elephant), 3475 nucleotides long. RefSeq names its product charged multivesicular body protein 5 (gene CHMP5). The record is from RefSeq and is a predicted model, not a curated record. Lineage: Eukaryota; Metazoa; Chordata; Mammalia; Proboscidea; Elephantidae. Gene Ontology annotation, cellular component: multivesicular body. Gene Ontology annotation, biological process: vesicle budding from membrane; late endosome to vacuole transport via multivesicular body sorting pathway. The transcript has 8 exons. The coding region runs from base 64 to 723 and encodes 219 amino acids.
GCGUGACUCUAUUUCCGUUUCUGGUUUUGCUCCAGUGUUUGGGUUUCUUCGCGGUCGCCCAAGAUGAACCGAUUCUUCGGAAAAGCAAAACCGAAGGCUCCGCCUCCCAGCCUGACUGACUGCAUUGGCACGGUGGAUAGCCGGGCAGAAUCCAUUGACAAAAAGAUUUCUCGACUGGAUGCUGAACUAGUGAAGUAUAAGGAUCAGAUCAAGAAGAUGAGAGAGGGUCCUGCAAAGAAUAUGGUCAAGCAGAAAGCCUUGCGUGUUUUAAAGCAAAAACGGAUGUAUGAGCAGCAGCGGGACAAUCUCGCCCAACAGUCGUUUAACAUGGAACAAGCCAAUUACACCAUCCAGUCAUUGAAGGAUACCAAGACCACGGUCGAUGCUAUGAAACUGGGAGUAAAAGAAAUGAAGAAAGCGUAUAAGCAAGUGAAAAUUGACCAGAUAGAGGAUCUACAAGACCAGCUGGAGGAUAUGAUGGAAGACGCAAAUGAAAUCCAAGAAGCGCUGAGCCGUAGUUAUGGCACCCCAGAGUUAGAUGAAGAUGACCUAGAAGCAGAACUGGAUGCACUGGGUGAUGAGCUUCUGGCUGAUGAAGACAGCUCGUAUUUAGAUGAAGCAGCAUCUGCACCUGCAAUUCCUGAAGGUGUGCCCACUGACACAAAGAAUAAGGAUGGAGUGUUGGUGGAUGAAUUUGGUUUGCCACAGAUCCCUGCUUCAUAGACUUCCGUCAUUCAAACACAUUGUGUCAAAGGAACAUGUAUUCUGGGAACUGGGAAAUAUCUUUCCAAAUUUACCAUAACAGAGUUAGGUUUCUUUCCUUUCUUUGAAGGAAAAGUUAAUAACGUUGCUCUUUUCUUUUUUUUUCCGUUGAGAGACUCAUCGCUGGGGGAUGUUUUCUUUGUGCUAAAUUUUGAUUCUUUUCUCUUAUGAAAGACUAACUUAAAAAUAUCAUGGCUAUGUAAGACCUGUUUUCAUUCAUUAAUAAUUGAAAUAAAAUGAAGGAAAUGGGAAUCUUUAAAUUUUAUGAAAAUGUAACUCCACAACCUCAAAAUGACCUGAUGUAAUGAUAAGACAAGAUGAGAUUAUUGGGACUGUUCAUAUUAUGAUUCAAAACCAUUAUCUCUUGUAGCAUUGUAGCUUGCUUAAAAAUGAUGGCCUUUUUUGAUGGGUUUUGUUGUGUGUCUUGUGAGCAAGUCAUUAAUGUGUCCAGUGUUGGAAUGGAAUUCUCACUACUGUUUCAUGAGUGGAUAUUUUGAUUCUAUGGUUCUUUCAGUAUUACAGCCUGACUUGUAACCAAUAAUGAAUAUUUCUUGAAUAUUUAAUGUAUAGGACAUUUAUUUAUACUUAAUAAAUAUUUUUCAAAAGGAUGUAAUUUUAAUAAUAUCACUUCAGCCUAAAAACUCCACUACAGAAACCAAGUUUAACCAGUAGUAUAGUGGUAUAUUGGAAAGAGCAAAGAACAGUCCAGGCAGUGGGUCUACUAACUACUAUAACAGGCUUCUGCAGUUGUGCAGCUUCUCAAAUGCCUGGCUUCUGCAGCACACGUGGCUUCUUUAGCACCCAGCUUUUGCAGUUUAUGGUAGCCAGCAGUCAGAGGCUUCCCCUGGCACCCCCCUUAAGUGGUUUGGUAGCAGAGAGCCUCUGGUGAAACAUUUCCCCAUGAAUGGUGAAUGGCCUUUCCUGGUACCCUAGAGGGUGGAUCUUUGGUAAGUCUCAUCAGGAUGCCAGUGACUUCUCUGCAAUCCCGUGAGCUGUAGCCAAGCCUUCUCUAACAAGGUCUGCAUCUUCAGUUCCAGUGGCUCUUCCUUGGAUACUGUCUCAGCCCUAGGGGUAGUGACUGCUCCUUAAAUUUGCUAAUCUGGUAUUCUUUAGAGUUCUCUUUACUUCUUACUAGCCAAUCCCUUGUUACAGUUAAUAGUCAUUUAAGUAAAGUUUCCCUGUUCAAAAUACUGUGUAGUUUCUCUCUCUUGAUUGGAUUCAGACCCAUAUACCUGGUAAUUUCUAAAGGUGACAAUAAGGUUUGAUGAAAUUAGUCACAAUUAAGAAUUUAUAUUCAACAUCAAAGGACAAAGUUAAUAUACUUAAUGGAAUGGAAGAAGGCAAUCGAAAUGUCUAAAACUGACAAGAAACUGAUACCUAGAAUAUUCAAGAAACUGGCAGAUAAAGAAAAAUACAGCAACCCCAACCGAAAAAUGGGCAGUGGAUAUCAAUAAGCGAUUUAACAAGAGGAAACCCAAAAAACCAUCAAGAAUGUGAAUAAGGAGGCAUGGUCUGUGGGUCCCUGAGGUGUAAUGGUGGGCUUGUGGACCCAGGCUGGGUGGCCCAGGUCACUGGCCGUGCCACCACAGCUGCCAUACUGCCUGCAUCCAGGCUCCCACGGCCGGCCCUGCCACCACUUUGGUGGUAUUAGAUUAUGUUUCUGAUGAACACAGAAUCCACAUGGCUUUCCUUUCCUUUGAUGGGAAAUGAGCAUUUGUUAAGAUUUUCAGUGAAUGAAACUGACUGGACUUUUUGAGCUCAUCAAUAAACAUGAGUGGUACCAAACCUGAUGUUUUGUGGGCACGCCAGGUUGAUAGGUUUAUUGUAUGUGACUUUGAACUAAGCCUUUAUCACGUGGAAUCUACUGUGAAUUCAGAACUCAAAGCUGGAUCUUUGUGUUUAUCUGAAGACUUCAUGUACGUUAAUCAGUUGCAGUUGAGUAGAUUCCGACUUGGCGAUCCCAUGUGUGUCAGAACUAUGCUCCAUGGGGUUUUCGAUGACUGAUUUUUUGGCCAGGACUUACUUUCGAGGCACCUCUGGGUGAACUCCAGCCUUCAGCUUUUCAGUUAGCAUGUUAACUAUUUGCACCAACUAGGGACUCAAUAAAUUCAAGUGCAUCUUAUUAAAAAAUAUAAAUAUAUGACCACUAGGUAUAUACCCAAAAGACUUGAAAGCAGAGACUGAAAUAGAGACUUGUAUACUAAUGUUCAUUGUAGCACUGUAACACUAUUCACAAUAGCUAAAGGUGGAAACAACCUAAAUGCCCAUCAACAGAUGAAUAAACAAAAUGUGGUCCACACAUACAAUAAAACACUACUCAGCCAGUAGGAGAAAUGAAGUCUCGAUACAUGCUACAAUAUGGAUGGAGUUUGAAGACAUUAUGCUGAGCGAAAAAUCAAUCGCAAAAGGACAAAUACUAUAUGACCUCACUUAGAUAAAAAGACAAGAAAAGGCAAAUGUAUAGAGACCAAAGUUUAUUAGUGGUUACCAGGGACAGAGGAAGGGGAGUGGGCGGUUAUUGCUUAUGGAGUACUGAGUUUCGGUUUAGGGUGAUGGGAAAAUCUCAUUGCACAUCCAAUUAUUGUUAAGUGGUGUCAGUAAGUUGUAUACCUGUACAAAGUUGAAUUGGCAAAAGUUGUGUGGCAAAUAUACCUACGAAAACGACCAAAAAAAAAAAAAAAGUAGCCUCUGAGGCUGCUUAUGUACAAGAAAA